AAUGCAAUAGAAAGAGAGAGAGAGCGAGAGAGAGUGAGACAGACAGAGAGGGGGGUCGAGGAGAGUAAAGUGAAGGGGAGGAAGCAGGCUUCGGUUUUAGUUUUUCGCGUGGAAUACACGAAGGAGCCUGUUGAUAGAAGGACGCUCCAACCGUGGUUUUCGCCCGUACGUGUGUGUGUGUGUGAGUGUGUGUGACCGUAUGCUUGUGUAGAUAUAUAUAUAUAUAUGCAUAAAUAUACAUAUAUAUAUGUAUAUAUAUGUUCGUGUAUAUAUAUAGAGACACAAAAGUGCUUCUUCGAAUUUCAUCCACUCCAGAUAUUAUAAUUAUAAUAAUAAUGAUAAUUAUUAUUUAUAUAUCUACACAAAAGUAUAUUUUUUGAUAUUCAUCAAAAGACUUCUCUCUGUUUGCCAAUUUCCUGGAUUUCGUUAUACAUACAUAUACACGUACAUACAUAGGUACAUACAUACACACAUACAUUAUAUAUAUAUAUGUUGAGGUGCACAAUAUUCGUGUAAAGGAAAUAAACACACCUAUUGUGUACAUGCAUAUGCAUACAUGCACACACACACACAUAUAUAUUGACAAGCACCUACCCGGAUAAUUCACAUUGUUCUACUUAAAGCGGAAACAGAGAGAAGUAGAAGAAUAUAAACAAACUCAAAAAAAAAAAUAUUAAAAAAAAAAUAUAAAAAAGGAAUCGAAACCAAAGUUCGGACCGAAAGGGAACAGUUUAAUAAAAAGAAACAAACUUUAGACAAAACAAGACAUAAAAAAAUAUAUAUAAAAUAAAAAAAAAAAAUAACAAACCGCAAAAAUGGGGCGAAAAGCAAAAAAUUAUCAACAGACGAAAUUUAAAUGAAUGAAAAAAAAUCUACAUAAAAUGAUUAUAUUUAUAUGUAAAUAUAUAUAAUAUAGAUAUAUGUAUAUAUAUGUAUAUACACACACAUACACACAUAUAAGAUAUAUAUAUAUAAAUACUUAGGAAGGAAAUUUGAAAAGGAAAAAAUAAGUUCCUAAAAUAUUUGAAAUAUAUGAAAAUAAUAAAAAUAUCUAUAAACGUAAAACAUUACCGCUCUCUCUCUUUAUAUUAUGUCUUGAAUAUAUAUAUAUAUAUAUACACAUAUAUAUAUUUAUACACACGUAUGUAUGUAUAUGUAAAAGAGAGAGGCAGAGAAGUAAACACACACACACACACGCAAAAUAUACACAAAUAUUAGUGAAAUAUAUGAAAGAAUAUAUAGAAAUUUGGCAAAAUACUGUCGUUAUUACGAAAUGGACCCAGUAGUUCGGAUUUCGCAGAGACUAGCUUUGAUGCAAACAUCAUGUUUAUAUCUCGACAAAGUGUCAUCGCAAUAGCCAUUCAGGUUUUCAGACUAAAUGGGAUUUAUUUUCAAGCCCAAUUCAAAUGGUAAUGGAGCGCCUGGAGAAGUUCCAGAUAAUCUUCAAUAAUCCAACAGCCACUUACUAUGCUGGAGAUACAGUUUAUGGUUAUGGAUGGAUCAUUUUGAAGGAACCAAUGUUUGUUCAGACCGUGUGCCUAGAGGCGAUUGGAGAAGCAAAAGUGGAGUGGAUGACUUCCAGUGAUAUUCAAGCUUCUGAUGAAGAAGUCUUCAACUACACCACAGUUUUGCCUGUGAAAGGAGAGAAGGAAGUGGACGAAGCCCUCCUCCACCCCGGUUCCUACUAUUUCCCGUUUGAGUUCAACCUUCCACAACGAUUGCCGUCGUCAUUCAAAAGUAAACAUGGCCGCUUACGCUAUUUUGCUAGGAUGACCAUAUAUACACCAGACGGGCCCCACCAUGAGAGGAAGAGCAAGUUUGCUGUGAUAAGUGCUCUAGAUUUGAACUCCGAACCCGACGCUGCUUUGCCAGUGGAGAACGAUACAUACGAAGCUGUUGGCUCUUGGUGCUGUAUAGCAGGAACUGUGACAGCUUCUAUGAAACUAGAGCGGAAGGGGUACACUUUAAAGGAAGCUAUCCCUAUUUAUGCUGAGAUUAAGAACCUCAGCACCAGACGAAUUCAUUCUACAAAAGUUUCUUUAAUUCAGGUUAGUGUGGAGUUUUCGAGAGAACAGGACGGCUUGGAACUCGAUAUAAAAAGACCAAAGCGUAUUAAUUCGUAUUAUUCCAUCGUAACACGGAAUAAACUCACUCUACUCCGAAACUUGGAAAAAGAACAUUUGAUAAAAUAA
Octopus bimaculoides (California two-spot octopus) is the source of this 2192-nucleotide messenger RNA. RefSeq names its product arrestin domain-containing protein 2. Gene Ontology annotation, biological process: protein transport. Gene Ontology annotation, cellular component: cytoplasm. NCBI's taxonomy places the organism in Eukaryota, Metazoa, Mollusca, Cephalopoda, Octopoda, Octopodidae. The record is from RefSeq and is a predicted model, not a curated record.